This is a messenger RNA of Carassius gibelio (silver crucian carp), 641 nucleotides long. RefSeq names its product prostate-associated microseminoprotein-like. Lineage: Eukaryota; Metazoa; Chordata; Actinopteri; Cypriniformes; Cyprinidae. The record is from RefSeq and is a predicted model, not a curated record. The transcript is spliced from 4 exons. The coding region runs from base 53 to 433 and encodes 126 amino acids.
CUUAAGAAAGCACAGGAAAGAUCAAUAUACGAGACAAGAUUCACAGGGAAAGAUGGGUUCAAAUGGUCAUAUACUGCUGAUCGCAGGCUGUCUGCUGAACACAGUUGCUCCAGCUCUCUUAGUGAACAGAGGUGGAGAGUGCACAUUCAACACCAAAGGCGCCUGUGAAUAUGAAGGACAGGUCUUCGGCAUUGGCGAGAGUUGGAUUACUAAAGACUGUUACCAGUGUGUGUGUAUGGAGCCCUUCGGCGUGGGCUGCUGCGAUCACUCCCUACCAGUGGACUAUCCCGAGUGGUGUGAGGUCAUCAGAAAGCCCGACUCCUGCACCAGUGUGGCUGUGAUGAGAGCCAAUCACAAACUCCCUUGUCUUUAUGGGAAGUGGGGCAGGACGCGACCUGAGACAUGGAAGUCUGACAAUGAUUUAUUGUUCUAAACGAAAUCUUAAUAAGACGAAUUUAGGUUUGCUUGCAGUUUUACUUUUUUGGGAAUUGAAAAGCAUCAGCCAUUUUUAAUUGUAGUUUGGGGAAUUAAUGGUUCUCUGCAUAAACAGAUGUUGACCCUGAUGUUGAAAUACGUUGAUGUUGAGAACCAAUAUAAUGUCACUAGCUUUACCUGUUUAAAUAAAGCUGCUAUACACAGAA